AUGUCGGCUUCGGAUAACGCAACCGUCCGACUAACGGCAACGGAGAACAAUGUACGUUUGAUGCCCAAAGAAAGCUGGUCGCGGUUAGCACCAACAGAUACGUCAUUGCGUCUAAAAAGCAGCCUCAAGAAGCCAAAACAAAGACCGAGUCAGCUAGAAGAGCCAAACUUCAGUCAUUCCAACGUGGGAUCCCGGACUAGCACUCAUUCCAAAUCUACUCCUCAAUCGCGUCUGUAUUGCCCCAAAAUCCUCUUAUUCACUAUUCUCUAUACAAUCAACUGUUUUUUCGUCCAAUCAGCUACCGUGUUUUUCAUUUCAAAAAUCAUAUCCGUAGAACAGCACUUUUCAUUGGAUGACAAUUUCUCCCAACGUAUCCUAAUCUGUUUCGAGAUUGGUUAUGUAUCUUCUGUGAUAUUGGUGACCCAUUUCCUUAAAAGGUAUCACAUUCCCAGAAUCCUUAUCGGAUCCUCCUUCCUGUACGGUGUCGCUAGUGUGAUCUUGUGUUUUGUGUAUUUUGGUCUGAACGAAUGGGACCGAGUGCCACAAAAAGUGAACCGAACGGCCCUGUUGGAUUCCUACCUAUGCAAAUCAACUAAUACAUCUGGCUUAAGUGUGUGCGUUCAGGAUUACGAAACGAACAGAAACUCUGUGCUGGAGUUGGGAAUCGAUAAAUGGUUCUUCAUGGCUCUAUUGUGUAUCAUAGGUGGAGCUUUAUCACCGCGGUUUCCUCUGUGUGCCACCUAUAUUGAUAACAAUAUUCCCAAAAGAAAAAAUACAGGAAUAUAUGUAGGUAUUUCUAUGAUCCCUAAUAUCGUCGGCCCACCACUGUCUUUUGUUUUUGGUGCUAUCUUUGCUGACAUUCCAUACGAGUAUCAAGGUACUGAAGAACCUCGUUGGUUGGGCGACUGGUGGAUUUGCUACUUGGUGCUUGGAGUCUUUUCUAUCUUCUUCUCCUUACCCUUGCUACACUUUCCAAAGAAUAUUGAUGGGAGUGGACCUGCUGGUGAUAUAGAGAUCCUGAUCACUCCUGCUGAGGAUGAACCAAAGCAAUGCUUCCUGAACGACUUGAAGGAUUUUCCACUGUCCAUCUUCCGAGUGUUCCGGAGUCCGAUCUUCAUCUUGGUGCUUAUCAGUGUUUGUAUUUCCUAUCUUGCUACUUGGGGCUCCACAUACUUCGCUCCUAAAUAUCUUCAGUACCAGUUCAGGUUAUCUCCCUUUGCUGCCAAUCUUGUGGAAGGUAUCACAAGAGCCAGUUCUAAGUGUGUAGGAAUCCUAAUAGGAGGCUAUAUUGUCUAUAAUUACAAGCUUCAUACUCGUGGUGCUUUACGUGUCGGUCUGGUGCUUUAUCCUGUUUCAGUUGCCUUAAAUCUUUUAACGACCCUUUUUGGUUGUCCCGAUCCGGAAAUCUACGGUCUUUCAAACAGUAAUGUUAAUGCAGAAGAGUUAAGUUGUUUUUGUUCCCCAUCCUCAUUCCAUCCGGUGUGUGCUGCAGACGGUAGAAAUUAUUACUCGCCUUGUUUGGCUGGUUGUAGGAACUUCACUACUACGGCGUUUACUCAAUGUUAUCCAUUUGUCGGUGGCACAGUUAACUCCGGGUUGUGUGGACCGGGAUGUGAAUACGUCUACCCAUACGUCGGAGCUCAAUAUCUCUCGGAUGUCUUCGCUUCCAUUAUGGUUCUUCCCUUAUAUAUUGUCAUUGUCAGGAACGUAGCAGAGAAAGAUAAAAGUAUGGCCUUAGCGAUUCUCGUCUUCUUUAUUUCACUCAUUAGUAUUCUAGCAGCACCAGUUGCCUUCAAAUACGUUAUAGAUACCACGUGCCUUAUAUGGACAGAAAUUUGCGGUGGAAGAAGGACUUGCUCCUUGUACGCACUCGUAGCACAGCGCGUUCGAUUAAAGGUGUUCGAGGGUGGACUCGGGGUGAUAGGAAUGUUGUUUAUAGUGUGGGCGUACCUAGUGUUCGAACGCCAAGAUGCCAGAUUGGUUUUCGAAAUGAAGGAGACGAAAAAGCUUCGCGGAAACUCAUUCCAAACAACUAAAAUACCAACGCGAUCCGAAUCUGUUCCGAGGAUCAUGCGCCGCUCCGGGUCGAAAUACAAAUCUCAUAGACGAACCGGAUCUGUUGGUCGCUGA
Messenger RNA from Lottia gigantea (owl limpet), 2130 nucleotides. RefSeq lists its product as hypothetical. Bases 1 to 2130 code for a protein of 709 amino acids. Gene Ontology annotation, biological process: sodium-independent organic anion transport; transmembrane transport. NCBI's taxonomy places the organism in Eukaryota, Metazoa, Mollusca, Gastropoda, Lottiidae. Gene Ontology annotation, molecular function: protein binding. The transcript is spliced from 9 exons. The record is from RefSeq and is a predicted model, not a curated record. Gene Ontology annotation, cellular component: membrane.